Molecule: messenger RNA, 2106 nt
Organism: Suillus subaureus
Lineage: Eukaryota; Fungi; Basidiomycota; Agaricomycetes; Boletales; Suillaceae
Product: DNA polymerase epsilon, subunit B
Exons: 12
Coding region: 340-1959 (539 amino acids)
Biological process (GO): DNA-templated DNA replication; error-prone translesion synthesis
Cellular component (GO): epsilon DNA polymerase complex
Molecular function (GO): DNA binding
Source: RefSeq, a predicted model, not a curated record
AUCACUCUCCAUCUACCACGUGACUAUACCAAAAGCUGCUCAAGCGCGAUGUUCGAGGCAAUCACUUCCGUCAUACUAUUUUUUGAUAAAGGCUACGGUUCUACUUGAUAAAUUUUAUCACGACCGCACCUCACACAACUGUAUUGUAGUAUCUUGCAUUUUGGACCACCAAGACUCCAGGCAGCUCGAGGAACCUAAGGCCGCCAAUUAAAAUUCGGUGUGAGUAGCAAGUCCUCUGAACGCGUCUGAGUCUUUGGACAGUGGACACGCCGCGUCGAGUCUUGACACUCUUGAACUUGAAAUCGCUAUCCUCUUUUUUCUUGUCACGCACGCGCAGGAAUGGCUGAUGGUCGACAACUUACAAUAAUCAAGGUCUUUCGAAAGUACAGCCAUUCGCUAGGUCCAGAUGCUUUACAACUUCUGGAAGAAAUCCUUGAAAGGCAUGAUAUAGCGGACAAUGAGGUGGAGUUCUCAAUCGAGACCAUUGCAAGGGAGUAUAAUAAACAAGAUGAUGCUGCAAUGAAAGUUUCAUUAGACAUCUUGCGAAGAGUCUACGACGCGUUGCAGGACCAAGGCAAUCCGGGGGAAGCAGAAGAGCUACUAGACCCUGAUAGCCAUCUCUACUUCGUGGACGCAUUUGAAAUGCCGUCAUGGCAUUGGUCUCAGGAAAGAGGGACAUUCGAGAAAUCUUCUAACGCUCUCACUGUCGCGGGUAGCGCAGACUCGCGAAUAGCGGCAGUACGCAACCGACUGCAUAUAAUCAAGCAGAGCAUCUUACGAAACGAACAUUUCUCACCGUCUAGUCUUCCAUCCCGAGACCGAGAAUAUCUUGUCACGCUCAAAUCCACAAAGCAGCUGCUUGGUAGAGCCGGCGAACGCUUUUUGCUCUUGGGAAUGCUUACGCACAACAAAGAAGGGAAGUUGUGCGUCGAGGACUCGGACGGAAGCGUCGAGCUUGAUCUGUCCAAAAUGGAUGAACCAGGUGAAGGAUUGUAUACGGAGGGCUGCUUUGCCCUUGUAGAAGGGGAAUACAAUGAUGAUGGCAUCCUCGAGGUUGUGGCUAUGGGACAACCUCCUUGCGAGGAUCGGGAGACUGCUAGGUCAAUCUAUGGUCACAUCGACUUUUUGGGGCAAGGUUCAACUUCCCUACUCGAAGAUUCACAGUUCGCCCAUCGGAUUCGUGAAGAACUCUCCGACCUCUAUUUCUUCUUCCUUUCAGAUGUUUGGCUAGAUCACCCUCAAACCCUUGUUGGACUUCAAAAGAUAUUCGACAAUUGCAUCGAAAACAGCUUUAUACCUAAGGUCAUCGUUAUGUGUGGUAAUUUCACAAGCAAAUCAAUAAUGCAGGGGGGCGGUAGAGACAUCCAACGUUAUCAAGAAAACUUCGAUUCCCUGGCCGAUUUAAUAGCAUCAUACCCUCAAAUUACUCGGGAAACGCACUUUGUCUUUGUUCCAGGGCCUCUAGAUAUCACAGGCAACAGUACCCUUCCCCGCAGACCAAUUUUAUCUACCUUUACGUCCCAUCUCCGCAGCAAGAUCCCAAAAGUUCACUUCACCAGCAAUCCUUGCCGCUUGAAAUUUUUUGGUCAGGAGGUUGUUAUAUUUAGGGAGGAUACCAUGGCACGAAUGCUGAGGAACACAAUUGGCAUAAAACCAAAUGUCACUGGUGAAGAUUUGAGACGAUAUUUAGUCCAGUCGAUAUUGGACCAAAGUCAUCUUACCCCGCUGACCACACAUAUUCAACCUGUAUUGCCAGACUUCGACCAUGCGCUCCGACUAUACCCUCUUCCGACCGCCGUGAUUCUGGCCGACAAGUACGAGAAGUACAAGUUGACAUAUUCGGGAUGUCACGUAUUCAAUCCCGGAGGUUUUGUUGGCAAUUCUUUCUCUUUUUCAACAUAUUGCCCUGCCGAGAGGAGUUCUGAAGAGGGUGUGCUCGACAUUGAGCAGGAAGACUAACUCGAAAUUGGUGGUCUGGGUAGCAAGAAUGUUCAUCUAUACUAAGAUCUUCCCAAUACCAGAGAAGUCGACACUUUUACAACAUCGAUGUUUAUCGCCACUUCCACAUAAAGGCUAACCCUGCGUGACGAUCGAACUUCGCGAUGA